UUUUUUCUCUCUUCUCUAGCACUCCCUCUUUCCAUAUUUAACACUUACGUUCUCUCUGUGUCCUCACCUCCUCACUUUUCAUUCCACGCUUCCCUUCUCUUUCAUUUCUCGCUCUCUAGUCUACCAUUUUUGUUUCUUUACUCUUUGAAAGAGUGAUUGUGAGCUACUCUUUGGUCUUCUCUUGUGGAGUUGAUUAUCAAACAUGCCGGUUGCGCUUGACGAGGGAUUCUCGAUUCGUGAAUACACAGCGAAGAUAAGAACGGUAGAUGUGAGAAAGUGCUGGCCUUUUAGAGACCCAGAUGAGAAUGAAAAUGAAAUCAACCAACAACGCCUUGAAGCUCUCCUCCCUCCAAUCACCGUCACCAAAUUCCGCUGGUGGUCCAAUGAGCUUAACAGUAUUCAGCAACACCAAGAACAAAGAGUCCUUGGAACUCCAAGAAAUGAGGCAUCCAAGGAGGAGGAGAAAUUGGAGAUUUUGUGUCCGGUUUGUGGGAAUUUCGCCGCCGCAACUAUGAAAGCGGUCAAUGCUCAUGUUGAUAGCUGUCUUGCUCAUGCUCAAAGAGAGGAAAGAAGGAAAAUAAGGAUGCCAAUGAAGGCCAAAUCCAAAUCUCCUAAGAAAAGAUCCAUUAUUGAGAUCUUUGCCGUCUCGCCACAGAUUAAGAAGGUUGACGAUGAUGAUGAUAUAGAAGAUGAUGAUUUUCCUUAUUCUCAAGAUGAUGGUGAUUUGGAUGUUGUGAGGACAAAGCACGAUGAGCUGAAAAGAAAGAAUAUUAAAAUCCACAAGAAGAAGAUAAAGAUAGUAGCGAUUGCGAACAAGUUGACUGUGGACCAGAAGAAGAACAAAUUGAAGAAGAAGAAGAAGAAGAAGAAGAAGAAGAUGAUGAUGAUGAAAAAUAAGAAGAUGAAAAUGAAGAACAAAAAGGGGCCAAUUACGAAUAAGGAGAGUCCUCAACUUCCAAUUCCAGUCGAUUCUUCAAGAAAAGCAUCUAAUUCAUUAUGCAAUAAAGGGGUUGCAAAAGACAUUUUGGAUGACAUUUCAAUCCAUAGAAAUAAAUUGGGAAUGCAGAAGAAACAUGGAGUUCAGGCAUCAAAAUUUAUUGCAAAGCAACGGAAAGCAGUCAUUCCUGUUCGUGGUAUUCUAAAAAAUUGUACAAAACUUAUUCCUCAGCAGAAUUCUGAGAUUCAUAACUUGCCAGGUGGUAGUCAAAUGAAUUGUUGUGAACUUCAACAUUCAGACAGGCAUGUCAGGUUCUCAGGUAAAGAUCAAAUACUUGGUCCAGGGAAGAAGAACUUAAGUUCCAAUGUUCAAAAUGGGUUUGACACAUACACAGAUGUCCUUGCUUCUCAGUCGGAGCAGGAUUGCUCCACAGAAAAUGAUGAACAAUCAGCUUCUGUGAGGUUGAAUGGAAUUGGUGAUGUUUCCGUUAGCACAGGAAAUGAAACUGUGUUGCAAACCAUGAUUAACAAAAAGCAGUUGCUAUGUAUUCAUGAUCCUGUUGCUAUGCCAGAUUUUCUGAGCCUAUGUCAAGGAAAAGAGCAGCAUAUAUCAGAUAGGUCACCCUCAAGACAAGUUAUAAUUCAUGAUAACAAUUUGCAUAUGUUUGCUCAAGCAUAUCAAAAAGUAGCGCAUAAUCCCACAUAUGCUGGCAUUUUGGGACUUCUUCCCACCUUUAAUGAAGUGCACAAUCCCAAUUUAAAUUCUCAGUUAUGUGUUAAUGUACCCAUGGCUUCCAAUCUGAGAGGAAAGUCAGUUGAUUACUUCGAAGAUCACACGCAUAAAUAUGCUGAUGGGGGUUUGUUGGCAGGUACAAGGGCGUUUACUCAGUCUUCAUCACCUGAUUUUGCUUCAAUUGACGGUCCAAACAUGAGGGUUUCGUUUACACCACAAUCUUCCAUCAAAAGUAUCAGUGGGCAGUCUUUGCAAUACCAACCAUAUUUUCAUCUUUCUCCAAUGGAAUUUAUGGGUUCAGACUGCAAGCAAAGAGUAUGUGCCUUAAAUGAAAGGUGCAUAGAUGAGGAAUUUUGUGGCCUGCCUCUCAACUCAAAUGGUGAACUAAUGCAGGUGAGUUCAAGUGGUAAGUUUGGUUUUGAACAGCUAACGAAGUCAACUUUGAUAAGUUCAACUGGAUCAUCUCCACUCAAUUCUGUCCUACCCAGAAGUUUGGGGGAUUUUGUAAUUGAAAGGCAUCCUAUUGAGCAGGCAGUUGAGAAAGGCCAGUUAAAUUUGCUACCCGUACAGAAGAAUCAUAAUGUACAAUUACCAACCCGUUUUGGUGUUAAUGAGUUGCCAAAUACUGGAAGACUGGAUGUCCAUUAUCUAAAUCCUGAGAGCAGGACUAACAAUAGUGUCUGCCCAUUUGAUUCAGGCCCAAGUUUGAUGAAUCUCUCUCUCAAUCAACGGACGCAAUAUGGUCAGAACAAAAAGGGAACUCAGACGAUUCAUCUGAAGGAAAAUUCAGAUAACAUAGCGCUGAAAACUGCACAACCAACAAUGAGGUUGAUGGGAAAAGAUGUUGCAAUUGGGAGAAGUGACAUAGAGAUGCGAGGGUUUGAGGAUGAAAAGAUUUGGAUGGAUAAAGAAAUCAUACAAGAGUGUCAUCCUACAAGUCAUGUCCUGGGUAAUUCCUUGCACAAGAGACAUAUUCAGCAGGAUGGGGUUCUGUGCCCAUCGUUAGGACAAUCAAAGGAAACUUUACAUCAUCAUCUAGAAACUGAAAACGAUCAGGCAUCAAAGAGCAAUUUCUGGGUGAAAGUUCCAGAAUCUAGAUCUCAACCAUAUGUGAACUGGAAAACGAAUGCUGCAUUCCGAAGUGGUGAGUUUGCUGUCAACAGGAUUGCCAGUUCUCAGAUGCACCCUUCUACUUGUCCAUCUUCUCCUCUUGAUGUGCUAUAUAAGGGAGCUGAGUUGCAGAAGUCCCUUAUAUCUGGUGCUGAAACUGUAAGUAUCAGCUCUCAGCUACCAAUACUGUCUUCUUCUCUGGAAAAACGUCCAUGUAUGGGUUGGACACCUGCUAAAAUAAAUUGCCAGCAGAAUCUACCACAUGCGAGGAAAUCAGUCUUUGGCUUUCCCUUCAUACACCCAGAUUAUAAUGAGCAUGUUCAGUCAUCUUCUUUUGCGAGCUCCUCAAGGAACUUGCCUCCAGGGUUGUUACAUGCAUCAAUACAAGUGAAACCAGGAACUAUGCCUUCUCAUACUCUUUCUGAUGUGGGUGGUAAACACCAUCCUUGUGCUACAACUGGAACUGAUUUUCCUACUGCUCCCCACUAUCCAUCAGUGGUUUCUCAUCCUCACAGUUCCAUGGUUUCAAACUCACACCUGAAGAGUUCACUUGGGUCAGCAUUGUUUGUUAAACCCCCAUUCUGUCCAUUCAGUACAGGAAUUGAUUCAAAUUCUGCCAUGAACAUAAGCUAUGGGAACAAUAUUAAUGUAGGAGACAGAAUGAAGUCGAAUACUUAUGGUGUUAAGCUUUCUGAUCACUACCAGAAAAUCAGAAAGAGGCCUGCAACUAUAGCAGAUGAUUUGUUGAGACCCACCAAGAUGCCUUGCUUGAUCCAGGAAGAUUCAAUUGCAGUCAGAGAGCUAACGAGAGCGAAAUCUAGCAGUGAAAUCUGGCAUAACGCUGGGGCACAUAAACCCAAUUCGAAUGGGGAUAAAGCUAUUGAUGUAGGAUGCGGUCCAUGUGUGGCUAAGAAUGAUGGGCUUGGAACUUCACAUGAUAUUGAUUCUUGUAAAGCAGAUGAUAUGGUGAAAUCAGGUCCCACUAAACUUGCUGCAGGAGCAAAGCACAUCCUGAAACCCAGUUGGAAUAUGGAUCAAGAUAAUUCCAGGCUCAUUCAUUCUACCAUCCCUUUUGCUGCUGUGACUGAUUGGGACAGUUUUUUAGAUUCUCAGAAGAAAUCAACAAUGAUUUACAGGUUUUAGGGGUAAAUCCUGUCAGAGGCAUAAGUGUGGUGUGCCUUAUGUCGGUCUGUGCUAUUUUACUUCUACUUGUUGAUGCUUACAUAAUUAAAGCCUGAUAUGAUUGACUUUGAGAUGAUUGCUUCACAGUCCAUGCCUUAGGCUUAAAAUAGAAUCAGAAAUGAAAAUGAAUAAAAAUGAUUCUACAUUCGGAAA
Molecule: messenger RNA, 4114 nt
Organism: Hevea brasiliensis (rubber tree)
Lineage: Eukaryota; Viridiplantae; Streptophyta; Magnoliopsida; Malpighiales; Euphorbiaceae
Exons: 3
Coding region: 203-3922 (1239 amino acids)
Source: RefSeq, a predicted model, not a curated record